UUUUUCUCCUCUGGAUUCGCCAUUUUCUUUCUUGUCGUGCUUACUUUAAUCGAUAUCCAACGAGAUAAGUUUUCAAAGCAAACUGUAAAAUCGUGGAUGCAAAACCACAUACUUUCGGCGCUUGGAAACAACCUACACGCGGUGAUAAACAAGAAUACGAUGUCUACCAUAACCAACUCACAGCUCACGCAACCGGGAGGGACAAAGACCCUUUUACUCAUCUAUACCUUAUUUUUCGGGACGACGAAGUGGAUAAGAGAUCGUGAUGAUAACUGUGGAUUUGAAAACAAGUUUUUAUUUGCCGCAAAUAAAUGUCUCUCAGGUGAUUUCGAAUUGACCUACGACAAACGGCGGUUUGAGGAAAGCGACUUAGUCGUGUUUCACGCUAGAGACAUGCCAAGUGUAGAUCAUCUAAGAACGCUGCUGAAAAACAGGUCCACUUCACAGCGCUGGGUAUACGCUUUGUGGGAAAGUCCAAAUGCAACACCAAAUCCUGCUCCAUUAAACGGGCUUUUUAACUCAACGUGGACUUUCAGAAGCGAUUCAGAUUUCUGGUCGCCAUAUGGAAGUUACGAGGAAUUGAGUGAAGAAGAAAAAAUGAAUGAAAUGAAAAACAUACCGGACUAUUCCCAAGGAAAAACUGAACUUGUGGCUUGGAUGGUUGGUAAUUGUGGCGCUCAACCUCGAAUGGCAUUUGUCCAAAACCUGAAAAAAUACAUCAAGGUUGAUGUAUUUGGAGGGUGUUCAGGAAAAUUUGGGCAACAGAGAGGUUGUGGAAAUCUAACUGCUUGCCUUAAAACGUUUAAGUUUUAUCUGGCAUUCGAGAACGCUUUAUGUGAGGAUUACAUCACUGAAAAAUAUUGGGGAAGGCUUGGUAAGACCCUCAAGUUUCUUCUUGCAUACACAAAGAGUGCAUUUCAUUGGCUGAUUCAUACGUAAGCAACGGCGACGGCGACGGCAACGAGAAUUGCAACGCGGAAGAAAAACAACUUUGCACAUCACGCUUUUUGUAUACAGUCGAAGCUUUCGUAAGCGACCACCUCGGGAAUUCGAAAGCUUAAAAACAAAGGAAAAGUUCAGUUAGGUAAUCCCAAAAAUUAUCGCGGUCACUUAUGGGAACGGUCGCUUACCAGAGCUUUUCAUUACAAAGUUUAAGGCCCGGUCAGACGCCGAACUUUUCACGAGCCGAACCUAAUACAUUGAAUUAAGUACAUGAAAAGUUCGGCGUCUGAAUCAAUUACGAACACCUGUUUCAAUUUGGAACGGCUAGGCCGUUGUUUUUGCCCAGCUCGGCCGGAAAUUUUGCUUUAGAGCGACUUAGGAACGGCUUUGAUUCAGACGCCGAACUUUUCAUGUGCCGAACUUAAUGCAUAAAUUAUUAUAACGUAUUUUGUAAGCAGUUUGACCGAAAUGAGCACUUUUCGCCUUUUGAACUUAGUUCGGCUGCAAUUAAGAUCGGCGUCAGAAUCAAUUCAGCCGGUCUUAAUAAUAUGGGUCGGCCUUAAUUCGAAUUAGGUUCGGCUCAUGAAAAGUUCGACGUCUGAACCGGGCCUAAGUCACAGUUCAAACUGGGUGUCACAAAGGUGGUCGCAAACAGAGCCUGCCGCUCACGAUAGUGGUCGCAAGGAGAGUUUCGACUGUAUUUCUCUUUUCUAGUUCUGUGCUUUGAUAUACAGAAUUUAACUCCAGAAAAAUUCGCAGCCAACAUUUGAAGAUUGAACGAGAUCGAGUAAGAGCGAUGAGGUUUCAAACAGCAAGAUUUCCCUUAGUUUUUAAGUAAAAAUGUCGACAUCGUUGCCGUCGUAGUUGCUAAAACUCGCUAUAUUUUUUUUUUAGUAGGAAACAAUGGUGAAUUUUAACGAUUUGAAGGGUUUGGCGUUAUAUAUUUUGAAACCUACCUGAGCGUAUCUGCGCAAUUAAAAAUUAGCCAUUUUCAGCUACAAGAAUGAGACCUUUUGAGUUUUCAGGCAAAAAAGCCUUUAUUUUUCUCUACCCAGUUUAAACAUAUGAAGGGUCACUCAGUUUGUAUGGGCUCGCUCUUGUUAAAAACUUGUUAGCUUAACAGCAUUUCAAAUUUCCUUUUUUUCUCCUUUUUUGACUUUUUUGAUUUUGCAAGUACCGGUAUUUACCUUCGCUUUGACUAGACUACGAACCAUGAUACAGGCGCUUUAAUAUAGUAAAUAGUAUUUCAGCCAUAGGCAUCUGCCAUUUAAAUAUUGCUCAGCUUGGUAGUUUUUAGAUCAUGAUUAGUUUUAUUUUUUUAUUCCAGGUGAUAUGAAUGUCAUCCCAGUUGUGAUGGGAGGUGCUAAUUACUCCAAGCUGGCUAUUCCGGGGUCUUAUAUCAAUGUUAUGGACUUCAAAACUGUUAAACAACUGGCAGCGUACCUUCAGAAUCUGGACAACAAUAACACUGCUUAUAAUGAAUACUUCAAAUGGAGACUAAAAUACAAGGUGCUUCACGAACGCCCUGAUUAUUCAGUGUGUCAAAUAUGUAAAUGGUAUGUUGCAAAA
This is a messenger RNA of Porites evermanni, 2511 nucleotides long. Lineage: Eukaryota; Metazoa; Cnidaria; Anthozoa; Scleractinia; Poritidae. The record is from the annotation of a GenBank genome assembly.